Pan troglodytes (chimpanzee) is the source of this 3499-nucleotide messenger RNA. RefSeq names its product zinc finger protein 546 (gene ZNF546). The record is from RefSeq and is a predicted model, not a curated record. Gene Ontology annotation, biological process: regulation of transcription by RNA polymerase II. Gene Ontology annotation, molecular function: DNA-binding transcription factor activity, RNA polymerase II-specific; RNA polymerase II cis-regulatory region sequence-specific DNA binding. Bases 238 to 2748 code for a protein of 836 amino acids. NCBI's taxonomy places the organism in Eukaryota, Metazoa, Chordata, Mammalia, Primates, Hominidae. Gene Ontology annotation, cellular component: nucleus. The transcript has 7 exons.
UUGGGCAGUGUUGCCUGGACCCCAAGGGCCCUUUACAUUGCGUUCUUAACGGUUCAGUCACCUGAACCGUUAUUAUUCACAGGCGGGCGAGAAGUCCGAGCUAGGAUCCUGAAAAGGAGGGAACAAUUGUUGUAGCAGGUCUAAAAGUUCAGGUCCAGGAAAUGGAAACAUUGCUUUGCUUUUCCUGAAUUGUCCAGUGACCUAUCCCAGGCCUUCCUUUCCAGUGAACAAUGGACCAUGCAGGUGGACCCUCCUCUUCACGGGCCUCCAAAUGACUUUCUCAUUUUUCAAACCAUUCCUCUGCACUCACUUUCUAUAAUGCCCCGGUUUCUCUGGAUUCUGUGCUUCUCCGUGGAGGAAACUCAAGGAGAACUGACAAGUUCUUGUGGUUCUAAAACCAUGGCCAAUGUAUCUUUGGCAUUUAGGGAUGUGUCCAUAGACCUCUCCCAAGAGGAGUGGGAGUGCCUGGACACUGUGCAGAGGGACUUGUACAAGGAUGUGAUGUUGGAGAACUACAGCAACCUGGUCUCACUGGGAUAUACCAUUCCUAAGCCAGAUGUGAUUACUUUAUUGGAGCAAGAGAAAGAGCCCUGGAUAGUAAUGAGGGAAGGGACAAGGAAUUGGUUCACAGAUUUGGAAUACAAGUAUAUUACCAAGAAUUUGCUUUCAGAAGAGAAUGUUUGCAAAAUCUAUUUAUCUCAAUUGCAGACAGGGGAAAAAAGUAAAAACACCAUCCAUGAGGACACCAUUUUCAGAAAUGGUUUGCAGUGUAAACAUGAAUUUGAGAGACAAGAGAGACAUCAGAUGGGAUGCGUUAGUCAAAUGCUAAUCCAAAAACAAAUAUCUCAUCCUCUACAUCCAAAAAUUCAUGCUAGAGAGAAAUCAUAUGAAUGUAAGGAAUGUAGAAAGGCCUUUAGACAACAGUCAUACCUUAUUCAACAUCUGAGAAUUCACACUGGUGAGAGACCCUAUAAAUGUAUGGAAUGUGGAAAGGCCUUUUGUCGAGUGGGAGACCUUAGAGUACAUCACACAAUCCAUGCUGGGGAGAGACCCUAUGAAUGUAAAGAAUGUGGGAAGGCCUUUAGACUUCAUUAUCACCUUACUGAACAUCAGAGAAUACAUUCUGGUGUGAAACCCUACGAGUGUAAGGAAUGUGGGAAAGCCUUUAGUCGUGUUAGAGACCUUAGAGUACAUCAGACAGUUCAUGCUGGUGAGAGACCUUAUGAAUGUAAAGAAUGUGGGAAGGCCUUUAGACUUCAUUAUCAACUAACUGAACAUCAAAGAAUUCAUACUGGUGAGAGGCCUUAUGAAUGUAAGGUUUGUGGCAAGACCUUUAGGGUACAACGACAUAUUAGUCAACAUCAGAAAAUUCAUACUGGUGUCAAACCCUAUAAAUGUAAUGAAUGUGGGAAGGCCUUUAGUCAUGGCUCAUACCUUGUUCAACAUCAGAAAAUUCAUACUGGUGAAAAACCCUACGAAUGUAAAGAAUGUGGUAAGUCCUUUAGUUUUCAUGCAGAACUUGCUCGACAUCAUAGAAUUCAUACUGGUGAGAAACCCUAUGAAUGUAGAGAAUGUGGAAAAGCCUUUCGUCUUCAAACGGAACUUACUCGGCAUCAUAGAACUCAUACUGGUGAGAAACCCUAUGAAUGUAAGGAAUGUGGGAAGGCCUUUAUUUGUGGUUAUCAACUUACUUUACAUCUGAGAACUCACACUGGUGAGAUUCCCUAUGAAUGUAAGGAAUGUGGAAAAACCUUCAGUAGUCGCUAUCAUCUCACUCAACACUACAGAAUUCAUACUGGUGAGAAACCCUACAUAUGUAACGAAUGUGGAAAAGCCUUUCGUCUUCAAGCAGAACUUACCCGACAUCACAGAAUUCAUACAUGUGAGAAACCCUAUGAAUGUAAGGAAUGUGGGAAGGCUUUUAUUCAUAGCAAUCAAUUUAUUUCACACCAGCGAAUUCACACCAGUGAGAGCACCUACGUAUGUAAAGAAUGUGGGAAGAUUUUUAGUCGUCGCUAUAAUCUUACUCAACAUUUUAAAAUUCAUACUGGUGAAAAACCCUACAUAUGUAAUGAAUGUGGGAAAGCCUUUCGAUUUCAAACAGAACUUACUCAGCAUCACAGAAUUCAUACUGGUGAAAAACCUUAUAAAUGUACAGAAUGUGGGAAGGCCUUUAUUCGUAGCACUCAUCUCACGCAACAUCACAGAAUUCAUACUGGUGAGAAACCCUACGAAUGUAAGGAAUGUGGGAAGACGUUUAGUCGGCACUAUCAUCUUACUCAACAUCACAGAGGCCAUACUGGUGAGAAGCCCUACAUAUGUAAUGAAUGUGGGAAUGCUUUUAUUUGCAGUUAUCGACUUACAUUACAUCAAAGAAUUCACACUGGUGAGCUUCCAUAUGAAUGUAAGGAAUGUGGAAAGACCUUUAGUCGUCGGUAUCAUCUUACUCAACAUUUUAGACUUCAUACUGGUGAGAAACCUUAUAGCUGUAAAGAAUGUGGGAAUGCCUUUCGUCUUCAAGCAGAACUUACUCGACAUCACAUAGUUCACACGGGUGAGAAACCCUAUAAAUGUAAAGAAUGUGGGAAAGCCUUCAGUGUUAAUUCAGAACUUACUCGACAUCACAGAAUUCAUACUGGUGAAAAACCCUAUCAAUGUAAAGAAUGUGGAAAAGCCUUUAUUCGUAGUGAUCAACUUACUUUACAUCAGAGAAAUCAUAUUAGUGAGGAAGUCCUAUGCAUAAUGUAAAGAGAAUAUGAUGGCCUUUAGAAAAUGCCCUUUAGCAGAGAAUUUGUAAUUUAAGAAAUUUUCUGUUUGUUACGGAACAUGUGGGAAUCCCUUUUACUUCAUGCUCACAAUUUAUCAGAAAUUAUUUCGUAUGUUAAAGAGUCGAAAGACUAUAGCAUCACUCAGUCCCUGUUAGACUUUAGAAGAUUGAUACUGAUGCACUGCAUCCCAAACCAUCAAGGGCCUUUUCCCCUACAAACUGUUGUUGAACAGUGCUUCUCUAAAAUGCGAUAAUAAUGGGCCAGGUGAAGUGGCUCACACCUGUAAUCCCAGCACUGUGGAAAGACAGGAGUUCGAAACCAGCCUGGGCAACAUAGUGAGACCCUGCCUCAUGGCUUUAGUGAGCCAUGAUUGUGCCACUGCACUCCAGCUUGGCGACAGAGUGAGAUCCUGUCUCUAAAUAAAUAAAUAAAAUGCGGGCCAGGCACAGUGGCUCACACCUGUAAUCCCAGCACUAUGGGAGGCCCAGGUGAGCAGAUCACCUGAGGUCAGGAGUUCAAGACCAGCCUGGCCAACAUGGUGAAACCCCUUCUCUACUAAAAUACACAAAUUAGCUAGGUGUUGUGGCGGGUGCCUGUAAUCCCAGCUACUCAGGAGGCUGAGGCAGGAAAAUUGCAUGAACCUAGGUGGCAGAGGUUGCAGUGAGCUGAGGUUGCACCACUGCACUCUAGCUUGGGCAACAGAGCAAGACUCUGUCUCUUAAAUAAAUAAA